This is a messenger RNA of Condylura cristata (star-nosed mole), 2998 nucleotides long. It is a transcript of the gene BICC1, whose product is annotated as BicC family RNA binding protein 1. The transcript is spliced from 21 exons. Gene Ontology annotation, cellular component: cytoplasm. Gene Ontology annotation, molecular function: RNA binding; protein binding. NCBI's taxonomy places the organism in Eukaryota, Metazoa, Chordata, Mammalia, Eulipotyphla, Talpidae. The record is from RefSeq and is a predicted model, not a curated record. Bases 56 to 2977 code for a protein of 973 amino acids.
GUCGGCUCAAGCUGAGCGGCGGCCGCAGCCGGAGUCCAGCCUCAGCGCGCCCACCAUGGCCGCCCAGGGCGAACCCGGUUACCUGGCGGCGCAGUCGGACCCCGGCUCCAAUAGCGAGAGAAGCACUGACUCGCCCAUGCCCGGCUCCGAGGACGACCUGGUCGCCGGCGCGCCACUGCACAGCCCCGAGUGGAGCGAGGAGCGCUUCCGCGUGGACAGGAAGAAACUUGAGGCCAUGUUACAAGCUGCUGCUGAAGGAAAAGGCAAAAGUGGGGAAGACUUUUUUCAGAAGAUCAUGGAAGAAACAAAUACACAGAUUGCUUGGCCAUCAAAACUGAAGAUUGGAGCCAAGUCCAAGAAAGACCCCCAUAUUAAAGUUUCUGGAAAGAAAGAAGAUGUUAAGGAAGCCAAGGAAAUGAUCAUGUCUGUCUUAGACACAAAAAGCAAUCGGGUCACCCUGAAGAUGGAUGUUUCACACACAGAACAUUCUCAUGUAAUCGGCAAAGGUGGUAACAAUAUUAAAAAAGUGAUGGAAGACACAGGAUGCCACAUCCACUUUCCAGAUUCCAACAGGAAUAACCAAGCAGAAAAAAGCAACCAGGUAUCUAUAGCAGGACAAACGGCAGGAGUAGAAUCUGCCCGAGUUAGAAUUCGGGAACUGCUUCCUUUGGUGCUGAUGUUUGAGCUCCCGAUAGCUGGAAUUCUUCAACCAGUUCCCGAUCCUAAUUCCCCCUCUAUUCAGCACAUAUCACAAACAUACAACAUUUCAGUGUCUUUUAAACAGCGAUCCCGAAUGUAUGGUGCUACUGUCAUAGUACGAGGGUCUCAGAAUAACACUAGUGCUGUGAAGGAAGGAACUGCCAUGCUGUUGGAACAUCUUGCUGGUAGCUUGGCGUCAGCUAUCCCCGUGAGCACACAGCUAGAUAUUGCAGCACAACAUCAUCUCUUUAUGAUGGGUCGAAAUGGAAGCAACAUCAAACAUAUCAUGCAGAGAACAGGUGCUCAGAUCCACUUUCCUGAUCCCAGCAACCCACAAAAGAAAUCCACCGUCUACCUCCAGGGCACCAUUGAGUCUGUCUGUCUUGCAAGGCAAUAUCUCAUGGGUUGUCUGCCUCUCGUGUUGAUGUUUGAUAUGAAGGAAGAAAUUGACGUCGAUCCACAAUUCAUUGCUCAGUUGAUGGAACAGCUCGAUGUCUUCAUCAGCAUUAAACCAAAACCCAAACAGCCAAGCAAGUCUGUGAUUGUGAAAAGUGUUGAACGAAAUGCCUUAAAUAUGUAUGAAGCAAGGAAAUGUCUCCUCGGACUUGAAAGCAGUGGGGUUACCAUAGCAACCAGUCCAUCCCCAGCAUCGUGCCCUGCUGGUCUGGCAUGUCCCAGCCUGGAUAUCUUAGCUUCAGCAGGCCUCGGACUCACUGGACUAGGUCUCUUGGGGCCCACCACCUUAUCUCUAAACACUUCAACAACCCCAAACUCACUCCUGAAUGCUCUCAAUAGCUCAGUUAGUCCUUUGCAAAGUCCAAGUUCUGGUACCCCCAGCCCCACAUUAUGGGCCUCCCCUCUUGCCAGUACUUCAAGUGCCACAGGUUUUUCUGCUAUACCACACCUUAUGAUCCCAUCGACUGCCCCCACGCUAACUAAUAUUUUGUUGUCUGGAGUUCCCACGUAUGGGCACACAGCUCCAUCUCCCCCUCCUGGCUUGACUCCUGUUGAUGUCCACAUCAGCAGUAUGCAGACAGAAGGCAAAAAAAUCUCUGCUUCUCUAAAUGGACAUGCACAGUCUCCAAAUAUAAAAUAUGGUGCAAUAUCCACUUCAUCACUUGGAGAAAAAGUGCUGAGUGCGAAUCAUGGUGAUCCAUCCAGACAAACCACUGGGUCUGAGCAGGCAUCUCCCAAAUCAAGCCCCACAGAAGGUUGCAAUGAUGCUUUUGUUGAAGUAGGCAUGCCUCGAAGCCCUUCCCAUUCUGGGAAUGCUGGUGACUUGAAACAAAUGAUGGGUCCAUCUAAAGUUUCCUGUACCAAGAGGCAGACAGUAGAACUUUUGCAUGGCACUAAGAACUCGCACUUACACAGCACUGACAGGUUGCUCUCGGACUCUGAACUGAGCUCUGCAGAAAGUCCUCUGACUGACAAGAAGGCCCCUGGGAGUGAACGUGCUGCUGAGAGGGCUGCUGCCGCCCAGCAGAACUCUGACAGGGCCUGCUUGGCCCCCCGGCCUUCAUACAUCAACAUGCAGGCCUUUGACUAUGAACAAAAAAAACUACUAGCAACCAAAGCCAUGUUAAAGAAACCAGUGGUGACGGAGGUCAGAACACCCACAAAUACCUGGAGUGGUCUGGGGUUUUCUAAAUCCAUGCCAGCUGAAACCAUCAAGGAGCUGAGACGGGCCAAUCAUGUGUCCUAUAAGCCCACAAUGACAACCACUUUUGAGGGCUCGUCCAUGUCCCUCUCAAGGUCCAACAGUCGUGAGCACUUGGGAAGUGGAAGUGAAUCUCAUAACUGGAGAGACCGCAAUGGAAUAGGACCCACGAGUCAUGGUGAAUUUGCAUCUUCAAUUGGCAGCCCCAAGCGUAAACAAAACAAAUCAACGGAACACUAUCUCAGCAGUAGCAAUUACAUGGACUGCAUUUCCUCACUGACAGGAAGUAACGGCUGUAACCUGAAUAGCUCUUUCAAAGGCUCUGACCUCCCUGAGCUCUUCAGCAAACUGGGCCUGGGCAAAUAUACAGAUGUCUUCCAGCAACAAGAGAUUGAUCUUCAGACAUUCCUCACUCUCACAGAUCAGGAUCUCAAGGAGCUAGGGAUUACGACUUUUGGCGCCAGGAGGAAAAUGCUGCUUGCUAUCUCAGAACUAAAUAAAAACCGAAGAAAGCUUUUUGAAUCACCAAAUGCACGCACCUCUUUCCUGGAAGGUGGAGCGAGUGGGAGGCUGCCACGUCAGUAUCACUCAGACAUCGCUAGUGUCAGUGGCCGCUGGUAGCAGGGCCCUCCAGGCCAUCGA